AUGGCCCCUCUGGUUCACACCCUGGCACUGCUGGCAAUGGCCAUGGCCACCACAGCCCUCAAGGUGGUGACCCUGGACAUGGCCCAGGACUCCUUCGAUGACCAGUACCAUGGCUGUAGCCCUAACAUGACUGCAGCUUUACCAGCCCUCAAACGCUCCGAGUUCCAGCAGAACCCUCCCUUUGCCCAGGCCUGGCAUAAGGCCACAGCCAAGUGGCAGAGUCGGGGGUCCCCUGUGUCCCCGCUGUCAUCCCCAGCUCAGGCCAUCGCCCUCAUGGCCUACACGAUGGAUGACGUGUACAAGAAGUUCAACCCAGCCGUGCGCGCAGCCGGGCGCUCCGGCCAGGAAUACCGGGACAACUUCCACUUCAAAACGCUGCAUUUCCUGCUGACCCAGGCACUGGUGACACUGAGGGACACUCAGGGACCACAGUGUCACAACGUUUACCGGGGAAUGGACGGGGUCCGGUUCAAGGCAGAGCGCGGUGACAUCGUCCAGUUUGGUCAAUUCACGUCGGCUUCACUGAGCGAAGCAACUGCCGAGGAGUUUGGGAGACACACGGUGUUCCAUGUGCAGACCUGCCACGGCGCAGAAAUCGGGAAAUUCUCCAACUAUCCUGAUGAGAAGGAGGUGCUGAUCCCACCCUUUGAGACAUUUGAGGUGGUCGAAGUCAGCCAGGAAGGAGACCAGGCGAGGAUCCAGCUCCGCUCCACUGGGACCUUCAGCAAAUACAACUGCGAGUGGCUGCAAGGUGGGAGCAUCCCCAGGGCUUCCUUCCAACUCAGAGGACUCCUCCUGGCCACCACAGCCCUGGCAGUGGCCACCAGGAUCCUCUGA
Motacilla alba alba is the source of this 837-nucleotide messenger RNA. RefSeq names its product erythroblast NAD(P)(+)--arginine ADP-ribosyltransferase-like. Bases 1 to 837 code for a protein of 278 amino acids. Lineage: Eukaryota; Metazoa; Chordata; Aves; Passeriformes; Motacillidae. The record is from RefSeq and is a predicted model, not a curated record. Gene Ontology annotation, molecular function: NAD+ poly-ADP-ribosyltransferase activity; NAD+-protein-arginine ADP-ribosyltransferase activity. The transcript has 2 exons.